Microcebus murinus (gray mouse lemur) is the source of this 3351-nucleotide messenger RNA. Lineage: Eukaryota; Metazoa; Chordata; Mammalia; Primates; Cheirogaleidae. The record is from RefSeq and is a predicted model, not a curated record.
CCCCGCUGGUGGAGCUGCGGGAGGACUGGCUUUCCAGUCAGGCGGCGUUCCCACUCUCCCUUGCCGCCGGUGUCCCGGUCCAGCCAGGUUGUUGAAGCGGCCCGCCGUAGUCCUCUGGGGUCCAGGCCCCUUUGUGGGGGCAGCUGCUGGCCCGUCCCGCCCCUGACACUGUAGUCGUGGAGGCCGGUGGAGAGGCCCAGGCUGAAAGCCGUGGGCUUCGAGGGGGUUGGCAGGAGACAGUACCAGCCCUCCUCGGACUCCGUCAGAGAGAGCUGGCGGUCACCAUGGCAAUGCGGGAGCUGGUGGAGGCUGAAUGCGGGGGUGCCAACCCGCUCAUGAAGCUGGCCGGGCACUUCACCCAGGACAAGGCCCUUCGGCAGGAGGGAUUGAGGCCUGGCCCCUGGCCCCCUGGAACCCCAGCUUCUGAAGCGGUGUCCAAGCCUUUGGGAGUAGCUUCUGAAGAUGAGUUGGUGGCUGAAUUCCUGCAGGAUCAGAAUGUACCACUUGUAUCUCGUGCCCCUCAGACUUUCAAGAUGGAUGACCUCCUGGCAGAGAUGCAGGAAAUUGAACAGUCAAAUUUCCGCCAGGCUCCCCAGAGAGCCCCUGGUGUGGCAGACUUGGCCUUGUCUGAGAACUGGGCCCAGGAGUUUCUUGCAGCAGGAGAUGCUGUGGAUGUAACUCAGGAUUAUAAUGAGACUGACUGGUCCCAAGAAUUCAUCUCUGAAGUUACAGACCCCUUGUCUGUAUCCCCUGCCCACUGGGCUGAAGAGUAUCUGGAACAGUCAGAGGAGAAGCUGUGGUUGGGAGAGCCUGAGGGAACAGCUGCCACUGAUCGCUGGUAUGAUGAAUAUCAUCCUGAGGAGGAUCUGCAGCACACGGCAAGUGACUUUGUGGCCAAGGUGGAUGACCCCAAACUGGCUAAUUCUGAGUUCCUGAAAUUCGUGCGGCAGAUUGGCGAGGGGCAGGUGUCCCUGGAGUCCGGUGCAGGGUCGGGCCGAGCUCAGGCAGAACAGUGGGCAGCAGAGUUUAUACAGCAGCAGUCUGAUGUCGAUUUCUGGGACAAGUUGCAGGCAGAGUUGGAGGAGAUGGCAAAACGGGAUGCUGAGGCACACCCCUGGCUUUCUGACUACGACGACCUCACAUCCGCUUCCUAUGAUAAGGGGUACCAGUUUGAGGAAGAGAACCCCUUGCGUGAUCACCCUCAGCCUUUUGAAGAAGGGCUGCGGCGGCCUCAGGAAGGGGACCUGCCAAAUGCUGUGCUGCUUUUUGAGGCGGCUGUGCAGCAGGAUCCUAAGCACAUGGAAGCUUGGCAGUAUCUGGGUACCACCCAGGCAGAGAACGAACAAGAACUGUUAGCCAUCAGUGCAUUGCGGAGGUGUUUGGAGCUAAAGCCAGAUAAUCGGACGGCACUGAUGGCAUUGGCUGUGAGCUUCACCAACGAGUCCCUGCAGCGACAGGCCUGUGAAACCUUGCGAGACUGGCUGCGCUAUACACCGGCCUAUGCCCAUCUGGUGACGCCUGCUGAAGAAGGGGCUGGUGGGGCAGGACUGGGCUCCAGCAAGCGUAUCCUAGGGUCUCUGUUGUCUGACUCCCUGUUUCUUGAAGUGAAAGAACUCUUCCUGGCGGCUGUGCGCCUGGAUCCUACAUCCAUUGACCCUGAUGUGCAGUGUGGCUUGGGAGUCCUUUUCAACCUGAGUGGGGAGUAUGAUAAGGCUGUGGACUGUUUCACAGCUGCCCUCAGCGUUCGUCCCAAUGACUAUUUGCUAUGGAAUAAGCUAGGGGCCACCCUGGCCAAUGGAAACCAGAGUGAAGAAGCAGUAGUGGCAUACCACCGGGCACUUGAGCUACAGCCUGGCUAUAUCGGGUCCCGCUAUAACCUGGGCAUCAGCUGUAUCAACCUUGGGGCUCACCGGGAAGCUGUGGAACACUUCCUGGAGGCCUUGAACAUGCAGAGGAAAAGCCGGGGCCCUCGGGGAGAAGGGGGCGCCAUGUCAGAGAACAUCUGGAGCACUCUGCGUUUGGCCCUGUCCAUGUUAGGCCAGAGUGAUGCCUAUGGAGAGGCUGAUGCCAGGGAUCUGCCCACCCUCCUAACUAUGUUUGGCCUGCCCCAGUGACAGUAGGAUGGGCUGCCUUGUGAGUGUCUGUCUGGAGGGGUCCCUACUCUGGACAUGACUCCCUCUCCCCAAAUGUGCCUACCAAGGGGGUGGGCUGAUGACCAUAAGCGGUACGGCCUUUCAGGAGCUGCCUCAGUGUAGGGGUGGGUAGUCCAUGUUCUAGUUCCUACAUCAUUGUGGGAAAACGAGCUGUGUUGUCUCUAAGUCCCUUGGUGUUUCAAGGGCUGUACAUCCAGCUGCAGAUCUCUCUGCUCAUCAUGCCCUUUCUUGGUGCUGCUUUUGGGUAGGACCCAACAAUAUAGGGUAACUGUUGUCAUCAGCUGCCAUUUCUGAUAGGGUCUACCGCAUUUGUAAUGUCUGUCCUUUCCCCCACUUUUACUGGUAAUGGGUAAUAGUCCAUCUUCCCUGGGCAGUUGUAUGUGAGAGGUUCUUCUGUGUACCUCCAUUGAUGACUCUCUGGGAGGGGAUGUGUCAGGAGCUGGCCUGUUUGAUGGAAAUGUUGAUUUGGCUCAGCAGAGCUGAAUUUUGGUAGUGGUGCUUGGAGUUCUGUCAUUCUUGGCCCUCUCUUGGCUGUGAGUUCUGAUUCCCUGUGAGUACAAUGCUGAUGUGGUAAUGCUAGUAACAUCAGCGGUCCUCAGGAGCUGCCAGGGUCAGUUGUUACAACAGAGAGUGGUGUGGGUGAAGGAAGACUUAUUUGUGAAAUGAGCCUAGGGGGACUAGCUGGGAUCAGACCAAGGGCUCUGUGCUGAGUCCUUUGGUGGGCGGACAGAGCAAGUGGGAAGAGGGCUGUGGUAAGUGUAGCAAUUCCUUCUCUUAGAAAGACCUGUGAGUAGGAAUCGCGCUAAAUCUUUUAGAAAGUUGGUUCAGAAAUUGCAGUCUUGCCAAAUUUCUAGCAAAGUUCAGUGUUACUAUAAGCCUUUGCUGUACUUCUUGAAAUGUUUCUAGGGGAGAGUGUUGAAAAACCUUCUUCCCCAAUAUUACCUACACAAGGUGAAGAUUGAAGAUGAUGAGAAGGGAGCAGCUUGGAUUCUUCUCACCUGUCCCCUGCAUGGGGAGAUAUGCUGACCCCCAGAAAUGACUGCUAAGCCUCUUGCCUUGUCUGGAGUAGCUAAUGAUCAGAGAGAUGUUUUUUUUAAACUACCAUGGUCCCAAGGUUACAUCCUGAAAUUUAUUUUUCUUUGUAUGAAUAUGUGUAAAUGAUUUAAAAAUAAAACUGUAAAAUAUUUGUAUGAAGAAU